This is a messenger RNA of Blepharisma stoltei, 1037 nucleotides long. Lineage: Eukaryota; Ciliophora; Heterotrichea; Heterotrichida; Blepharismidae. The record is from the annotation of a GenBank genome assembly.
AUGGAAUGGCCCGAAUGAUGGAACCAAAAAGCAGUGACGAUUUCUGUGUGUAAUUUAGCUGAGCUUGGAGAUGAUAGGUUUGUUAAGACAAAUAUUGGGGAGUUUGAUCAGUUUAUAGGUGGAGGGUUUUUACCUGGAUCAAUAUAUGAGCUUGUAGGAGAAUCUGCAAGCGGGAAAACUAAUUUGGCUUUAGCAAUAUCUAAAGAAAUAGUGAUGCAGCAUUAUAAAGUCUGCUAUUUUUCAACACAAAAGCCUUUAAGUGUUGCUCGCUUGCAGAGCAUGAACUUAGACUCUAAUUGUUUUGUAUAUAGAAAUGCAGUUUCCCAAGAUGAUAAGUGCAGAUACUUUAUACAAGAGCUUAAAUCUGUUAUAGACUGUUUAGAAGAUGUAAAAUUAAUUGUGCUUGAUAAUAUUCCUGAACUGUUUAGUGAUUAUGAAAAUACUCCUAAUGGGAUAAAACUAAAUCCCAUGUUGGACAAAACUUUGUCUGCUGCCUAAUUAAUAGAUUAAAAAAAGAAUAAUUUUGAAUGAAAAAUAUAAAUAUUUGCAAUAAAAAAUCUAAUUUAACUUAUAAAAUUUAUGUAUUAAAAGAUGCAAGCAGUUAAAAUUUAAUAAAAUUAGCUGAAAUCUCAUUUAUACAAUUAUAUAUCGGAUUUUUAAAUGAUUGCUCGCUAAUUAUGGGGCUAAUUCCCAAAAAUAGUUAUUUUCGAAUGAUUUUGCUCGCUAGCCAAUAGGGAAUAAGAAAUACUGCAAUAACCAAAAUCAGUGUGUUGCUCAAGCACCUUUCACACAACUAUGGCUUUGGAAUUUUAAUAAUCAACAACGUAACAUCUGACAUGCAUGGAGCUUUAAACCCAAAACUUGGCUUAAUUUGAACCAAUAUGGUUACACAUAGGAUGUUUUUAUCAAAACAAAACACUUUAAGAACUUUAAAAAUCCAAUACAGCUCUAUAGUUGGCCCAGAAAAUGAGCUGCAUUUUCUCAUUAACGACCAAGGUAUCGAGCUUUGCCAAGGAUUAAGUCAACAAUUCUCAUAA